Podarcis muralis (Common wall lizard) is the source of this 3457-nucleotide messenger RNA. RefSeq names its product LIM domain containing 1 (gene LIMD1). Gene Ontology annotation, molecular function: transcription corepressor activity. Gene Ontology annotation, cellular component: adherens junction; transcription regulator complex; P-body. NCBI's taxonomy places the organism in Eukaryota, Metazoa, Chordata, Lepidosauria, Squamata, Lacertidae. The record is from RefSeq and is a predicted model, not a curated record. Gene Ontology annotation, biological process: negative regulation of hippo signaling; response to hypoxia; regulation of DNA-templated transcription.
UCCUCCCCGCCGGCCUGGGCUCCUCCUCCUCCCGCCUCCUCCUCUAGCCUGGCACGGGAAGGCGAGGGGUUGUCGAGCGAGCGAGGAAGGGAAGAGGAGGAGGCCGAAGUGCCUCGGCGGCCCGAAAAGAGCGGCGCCUCGGAAGGGAGGAAGGAAACCUCGCGGUUGCGCGGAGAGCAAAGGCGGCGGCGCCACGGCCCUUGGCGAAGGAGAAGCAGCGCGCCGUCCUCCCCGCGAGAACUUUUCGUCGGUGGGGGGGAAGGAAGGCGAGAAGCUCGUCUCCCCCCACAGAGCAGGCGGAGUCCGCCCUCGGUAUUUUCCACCAAAGUGAAUAAAAGCCGGGGAAGCCUGAAGAAACAUUUCUGUCCGAUUAAAAGCACAAAGAAUUGGAUCUUGCCAUUUUUGGGGGGAUACGCUCUGCACUUAAAGUUAUCUUGUAUAACCUGAGGAAGAGGAAACGUUUUAAGAACAGGUUUGGGGACCUGCGUUAUUGUUGUUUUUUUCUACUUUUUCUCAUAAAAAAUAUUAAUUACGUUUUACAUGGGAUGUUUUGGAUGCCUGAAGUAGCCCCAUUGGUUGCUGAGUGGAAAUCUUGAGCAGACUUGAACACUUAAAAUACCACCGCUUUGGUUUUUCCAUCCUGCUUGUUUGUAGGCACAAGUGAAUCUUUACAAAAUGGACAAAUACGAUGACCUGGGUCUGGAGGCAAGUAAAUUUAUAGAAGAUCUCAAUAUGUAUGAAGCCUCCAAAGAUGGGCUCUUUCGAGUGGACAAAGCGGUUGGGAACAACCCAGAAUUUGAAGAAACGAGGAGGGUUUUUGCUACAAAAAUGGCCAAAAUUCACCUUCAGAAACAGCGAGAACAAGAGGAAUUGGUGAACUCGGCCUCGGGGGCUCCAAAUGGCGGGGCUGGUUUUGGGAUUCAGCAUCUGCUCCCAGGCCAUCAUGUGGCUAGAAGCACUGCAGGAACAAACAAACUGCAUUCAGGAGAAAAUACAGCAAAGCCCCCUCUGGCUACACCGUCAACCGUGUGUGCAGGCCAUCAACUUGCCUUCCCAAAUCAGCCCCAAGCGCAUGCUGAUGGAGAGCGAGCAAAGUUAUACCAGGAUGACAAGAGGUCCAGCGAUGAUUAUGGAUACAGUGAAAGUCUUGGGGGCUCAGACGUUUCUGGAGGGCAUAGUUAUCAGAGAGCAGGUCAGCUGAACCCAUGUAAUCCUAAGACAUCUUUUUGUUCUCUUUCUCACGAGGAGCCCAAUAACAGUGAUAACCGGGCAAGCCUUCAAAGUUGGGGAAGAGAUGCUGGCAAGUUUCCCAGCCUGAAAUCCAGCAUGGGCCCCCAUUUAUGGUCCAACGUUAAUCAUGACGAGUCGUUGCAGAGAAGUCCUACGAAACCUCAGGCAGAUCUCCAUUCAUACCAGCAGCCACGAAACUCCUACAGGUCUUCAGAAAGCGGGUAUGGAAGUCAGGAAAGCAGUGGCGAAGGCCCGGGGCUUAGCCAAAGCUAUGAGCCAAAUCCAGGUUGCCCAAGAUCAUCGUCUUUCUCUAAGGCCUGUACCCCGUUGUCCUCUUCCGCUGGGUUUGGUGAUGAGUUGUCUGCGGAAUAUUCGCAGCAGAGGUCUCCGUCAUUCUCUGGACGCCCUCCCAAUCGGUCUGAUGAUUUUAACCCAAACUGUGGCAUGGAAUUGUGGGCUUCUGGUACUCCAAACAAAAGCAAUGGCAAUAUUCAGUCGAGGCAUAGUGACAGUACUCAGCCUUCAGCUUCCGGCCUCCUUCCUGCUCCCCUACCUCCAAGUGUAGAUUAUCAGCAAACUAACACUCAUCCGAAACCGGCAGGUCAUUUUGUAGUCCACGGUCAAAAUCACAGGCUCAAUUGUGCUGGGCCUGGCAUGAGUCCCGAGCAGAAUUCCAUCUGCUCAACAUCUCAUGGGCCAAUGAUUUCUGAUGUUCCGAAAUCUCCUUUUAAAGAGGGCACAGCCACUCUGCGGCAUGACUCUGGUCACCAAGAAACCACCGCUUCUGCAAAAAUAAAGCUACCCUGUCAGACACUCCUUCCUCAGCAGGAACAGGGUCCAUCCACAGCUGAAUUAAAAUUAGAAGCUCUUACGCAGCGCCUGGAGCAGGAGAUGGAUGUUUGUCCAAAGGCUGACUACUUUGGAACCUGCGUGAAGUGCAACAAAGGUGUAUAUGGCGCAAACCAAGCUUGCCAGGCAAUGGGGAAUCUCUACCACGACGGAUGCUUUACCUGUGGGGCGUGUAGUCGGAAGCUGAGAGGAAAAGCCUUUUAUUUUGUUAAUGGGAAAGUGUUUUGUGAAGAAGACUUCCUGUAUUCGGGCUUCCAGCAGUCAGCUGACAGGUGUUUCAUAUGUGGCCAUUUGAUCAUGGACAUGAUUUUGCAAGCGCUGGGGAAGUCGUACCAUCCUGGCUGCUUUCGUUGUGUGAUCUGCAAUGAAUGUCUGGAUGGAGUGCCGUUCACGGUAGACAGCGAGAACAAAAUCUACUGUGUCCGAGAUUACCACAAGGUUUUGGCGCCAAAAUGUGCAGCCUGUGGUCUUCCUAUUCUGCCAAGUGAGGGAUCCGAUGAGACUAUACGUGUUGUGUCAAUGCACAAGGAUUACCAUGUGGAAUGUUACUGCUGUGAGGACUGCGGCAUGGAACUCAACGACGAAGAUGGACAUCGGUGUUACCCCCUAGAUGACCACCUGCUCUGCCAUUCCUGCCACCUUAAACAUAUAGAGAAAGGCACAACAACUCAUGCGGAUGCCUACGUACACCAUUUCUAGCCAGUUCUGCCAAACUUCCCAGAAGCCUGCCAAGGGAAAGGUUUUCGCGGCUAUCGUUUUUGAGGUGCGUAUCUACCUCAGCUGGCGAUUUGCGAGAAGAUGAAGGAAGAGGCUCUCUUUUUUUCUUUCUUUUUGGCCUUGUGCAUUGUGUGUGUGGCAAUUGCACACAACAAAGGAUUUGUUUUCGUUCCGGACAAAAACUUACAGUAUUAGCUGGAGUGAUUUGUGGCUCCUUGUGUGCUUCUCCCCCCCCCCCUUUUUUUUUUUUUUUUUUUUUUGCUGGGAGAAAGCGGCGGGAGAGACUGUUUUCUUCUCGAGUCAUUUGAGAGGAAUCUUUAGCAAUUAAAAUCACAACAAAUACCCUUUAAAGGACACAAGAAAGUGCCAGAAAUAAGUGACAAUACACCUGCACGUCUCAUCUUGUGGCUUCUUGUUCUGAUAGUCAAUCAGGGAAACACAACGUCCAGCCCUCCAGCGAGUCUACAUACUGAGCAGACUCUCGUGAUGUUUUUAAUUUGUGGUGACCGAGACGUAAUCACCUGCCUUUCCUUACAUUGGUGGAAGUUAUCCUAUUUUCUAGGAAGUUAUCCUGGAAAAGACCCUGAUGUUGGGAAAGAUGGAGGGCACAAGGAGAAGGGGACGACAGAGGAUGAGAUGGUUGGACAGUGUUCUUGAAGCU